Messenger RNA from Encephalitozoon romaleae SJ-2008, 981 nucleotides. RefSeq lists its product as hypothetical. The record is from RefSeq and is a predicted model, not a curated record. The coding region runs from base 1 to 981 and encodes 326 amino acids. NCBI's taxonomy places the organism in Eukaryota, Fungi, Microsporidia, Unikaryonidae. The transcript has a single exon.
AUGAGCCGAGAUCUAAGAUUCUCAAUAUGGGCAAAAUGCAUAGGAUCAAGAGAGAAAUGUAUAGAACUAAAGCCUAUAGGACUUCGUAAUGCCAAUAAGGGCCAGAACCCCAGGCAUCAGGUAGGUGAGAAUGGAAAAAUCGAAGAUAAGGACCUAGUAAAGUUCAUAUUAGAUCUAUACAGAGAUAUAGAGGGUAACAAUCAGGAAAACAUAUUCAACAUUCUGAAAAACUUAGAAAGAGAUUUCCCCAUGGUAUACAAUCUUAAACUGCUUGCAUUGUUCAUAAUGCACAUCCUAGAGUUACCAUAUGCCUCACCGCAGGCUGUAUAUCGCUUUAUUCAUUCAUUAAUGGAAUCUCAUAACUUUUGUAGUGUAUUCUCAAGAGAUCAGGGAAUAAAGCCGGAUAGCAAGGUGAAUGAAGAUAAAGAAGACAACACGCAUUCUGCGUUUUGGAAAACUUUCAUAUGCGACUAUCCCUUGGUAUUUGAUCAGAUGGUUGAUCUUUUACUUUGCUACGAAGGAUCGAACAUAGAAUCUGUCCCUGAAUUUCUUUACAAGCAAACUGGGGGCAAUGAUCUAAGGGAAUGGAUUAAGUUUAUGUCAAUAAGGUCUAACCUAGAGAAGCUGGGAGACGUCUUUGAUAGUGAAAGAUUAGAGACUCCAGUAGGAGUAGACAGGAGAGAAGAGACAUAUUUUGACUUCCUAGUUGUUCAAAACGAAGCUAUAAAGGCCCAGGAAAUGAUGAAAAUAGAGGCCAGUGAGAGACUUAAUUCUCUUCAAGAGGAGAGGAAUGAGCUCUAUGCACAGAAGAUCAAUCUUAUGAAGGCGUGUUCGUCCUUGGAGUCAGACCUUAAAGAAUAUCAAGAGGAAUAUGUUAAGAAGGUUGAGGAAAUGCUUCACGAUGUCGAAGACAAAUGCGAGAGAUAUGAGAAGGAGAAUAAAGAACUUAAAGCAAAAUUAGAAGAAGGAAAAUAUAAAUAG